AUGAACCACUACUGCCGCGCCAUCCAGCCUGAUUUCCUUGGAGCAUCAGCACCCAUACAUGCUCCGAGAGACUCAAGAGAUUGGCGUGCUCUUAUGUGCUCAGUUGUUUUGCCCCCUAAAUGCAUGUUUUACUCGAACCGGGUUACUGAAGCUGCUCGGAUGGCAUCCUAUUUGCUUCCCUCUUCUCCACACGCUUCACGGCAGCGAGUGCUUUUGAUAUCUCCAGAUAACUAUUGA
This is a messenger RNA of Trichoderma gamsii, 237 nucleotides long. RefSeq lists its product as hypothetical. The transcript is spliced from 2 exons. Bases 1 to 237 code for a protein of 78 amino acids. NCBI's taxonomy places the organism in Eukaryota, Fungi, Ascomycota, Sordariomycetes, Hypocreales, Hypocreaceae. The record is from RefSeq and is a predicted model, not a curated record.